CAUCACGGCUGCAGAGCUACUGAGAAACGUGCGAAAUGUUAGAGCUGUAGGGGAUUUCAGCCAUGCGAGGGUCCUGCUUCCACUCUGUAUAAAUGACAGAGUGCUGGUCACUCAUCCAGCACUGGACUCCUCUCUCCUCUCCUCAGCUCCGUCUCUCUGGGUGAAAUCUCUUCUGCUAGAAUGAGGACUCUGUCUGCUCUGCUGAUGGUGCUGCUGCUCUGCUCUCUCCAGCAGGUCUGCAGUGGUACUGAAAGUACCAACAUCCCCAAAAACUGCUGCUUUGGGUUUAUAAAAGUAAGGAUCCCCUUGAGGUUUAUUAUAUCCUUCAGCAAGACCAACAGCAACUGCCCUAAAGAAGCUGUUAUCUUUUACACAGUGGCUGGUAAGGAAUGGUGUGCGGAUCCUAAAGCCUCUUGGGUUAAGGACAGCAUAAUGAAGCUAAACUCCUGAAGCUGACCACACUGACCACAUGAAGACUAUUUAAUACAGUAGAGAGUGUG
Colossoma macropomum (tambaqui) is the source of this 500-nucleotide messenger RNA. Its product is annotated as monocyte chemotactic protein 1B-like. Gene Ontology annotation, molecular function: chemokine activity; CCR chemokine receptor binding. Lineage: Eukaryota; Metazoa; Chordata; Actinopteri; Characiformes; Serrasalmidae. The transcript is spliced from 3 exons. Bases 181 to 450 code for a protein of 89 amino acids. Gene Ontology annotation, cellular component: extracellular region. The record is from RefSeq and is a predicted model, not a curated record. Gene Ontology annotation, biological process: positive regulation of GTPase activity; positive regulation of ERK1 and ERK2 cascade; immune response.